Messenger RNA from Meyerozyma guilliermondii ATCC 6260, 789 nucleotides. Its product is annotated as diacylglycerol kinase. The transcript has a single exon. Gene Ontology annotation, cellular component: endoplasmic reticulum membrane. The record is from RefSeq and is a predicted model, not a curated record. Gene Ontology annotation, molecular function: ATP-dependent diacylglycerol kinase activity. Bases 1 to 789 code for a protein of 262 amino acids. Gene Ontology annotation, biological process: phosphatidic acid biosynthetic process. Lineage: Eukaryota; Fungi; Ascomycota; Pichiomycetes; Serinales; Debaryomycetaceae.
AUGGCACCGCAGAAGAGCAGUGGCACCCAGGAGCCCCGGAAACGAGCCAAAGGAGAAAACUCCAAAAAUUCAUCGACUUUGAAUAAAUCGGAAAAAUCAACGUCGGUAAACAAAUUGUCAUUUUAUGAAAAACACGAAGUACCCAGAAAGGUUUUCCACUCGUUUGCUGGUGGUGCUACGUUGAUCUUCUACGUUUUAGGCUGGCAAACCUCAGAUUUUAUCAUACCGUUUAUUAUAUUUGCCCUGGGAUUUAUUAUUCAAGACUUUUUCCGAUUGAGAAAUCCUGCUUUGAACGAUUGGCUUAUUGACAAGUUUAAGAUAUUUAUGCGUCCGUCAGAACGCCACCUGUACAACGGUAUCAUUUUCUACCAGCUAGGCUUGCUCUUUCUUUUCGUGGUUUUUCCCAAGGAUAUCUGUAUCAUGGGUACACUUUUUUUGAGUUGGGGCGACACGUUUGCGUCUUUUGUGGGGCGAGAAUUCGGCAAAUAUACCCCCAAGAUUUCCGAGAGAAAGUCUGUGGCCGGGUGCAUUGGUAGUUUUUUGGUAGGAUCUUUGUCGUGCUACCUUUUUUACGGCUAUCUCGUUCCAACUUUCAAGGUGGACUUACCAGGCCAAUUGUUAUGGACUCCACAAACUUCCAGACUUUCGCUACACAGCUACGCGUUUGCCAGCGGCGUGAUUUGUAGCGUUUCGGAGGCAUUUGAUGUGUUCAAUAUAGACGACAACCUCACGAUCCCCGUUCUUGGCGGCAGUCUUUUGUAUACGGUUGUAUAUUUCUUUAGAGUUUAA